GCACGCCACAUGGUCUCGGUGGUUGUCAAUACGAAACCGAAACUUAAAACUCGGUUCAGCUUGGUUUAUACCGAAGGUGAGCGAGUCGACCAAGGUAAUGUAUUCGACUGAUAUUCUUAUUUUUUUAUGUAGGAUCAACGGAGUGAAGAGGUACUUUCAGAAAUAACAUUAAAGGUUGCUCUUUAGUGGGGUAGGCUAUAGCCUCCACCAAGUCUGGAUCGGGUAACAUCGGACGGUUGUAUUCUUCAAAAGACUCACAAACAAACAGCAGCCCUGCCUACAGAUAUCAUGGCCUCCUUGGAUGCCUGCUUACUGUCCCUGACCCUUAUCUGCACCAUCAUUGCUGGAACCACCGAAUUUGUGCAACUGAAGUGUAAUGGUAACAACAAUGGACGGUUCGGCCAACCGUCAUUAUUGGAGUGCAUUCUGAUUCUUUCAGAAGAGGCAACAGAUGUACAGAUAAAUAGGAUUAUUUGGAAGAAAAAUGGAGCCGAGACUGCUUUAAUAGAAUAUAAAAGAGAUUCUAUCCUUAAAUCUGAACCACGCUUUACAUUGGCUCAGCGAUAUAGCAUCCCCUUUGAUGUCUCGAUGCUGGUGACCAACACCCUGAUGGCAGAUCGUGGGAACUACACGUGCAUAGUGGAGACCAAUAGAGGCUUUUGUAAGAGCUCAGCCCCCCGCCUCCGCCUCUCAGUCCCAUAUAGCACUCCAAACAUCAACCGCAGUAGGAACCCUAACCAGAACGUCGCCAUGACCCUUUCCUGCACCGCUACUGGCGGUUAUCCAGAAGGGAAAAUCCUUUGGUUUGACGAAUAUGGAACGGAUUGGUCCCCCAGCUCCCAACAGGAAGCUAUCGAGACCACAGAUGGACGUUUGAACCUCGUCAGCAAACUGGACCUGCUUUCAGGCUCUUCAUUCUCCACGUACACAUGUGCGGUCCACAAUAUCAGAGGAGAACGGGAAGGAGAGACCCAGUAUAACGUUUCGGAUCUAGACCCUCAGUCAGUCCGGCAUGAAGGAAAAACACAAAAGUCAGAUUUGGCAUCCAAAAUCGUCAUCCCUGUGGUCAUCAUUGGAUCUGUGAUCAUUGGGCUGCUGAUAGUCCGUCUUCUAAAACCACACUGUCAAAGUUCCCAUCAAGCACUCCCAACAAACAACGAAUGUGGUUAUGAAGAUGAACUUCAAACCAAAACCAAGCCUGAGGGAGAAUACAGCAGCUGUGUAACACCCCAACCCUCAAAUGUAUGUAGUGUAUAGUUAAAAUCUAUACAGCAACAGGUUAUUUUCAAAUGCAGGAGAGGAAUUAUGAAUCAAGGGGUAUUUGUGCGUACAGAUUUGAUAAAUAAGUACAGCACGCAAAUCACAUGGAAUUAUAAUUUCACUAAUCUCAAUGUGAAACUAAGACAAGACUAAGACAAGUCAUUAUGUUGGUAGGUUGAUAUAUAUAUAUUUUUUUAACGGAUUGCUUUUUCUUUCAGUUUGUGUUGAGUUUUGGUUUACUAUAAUCACACCGGUUGUGACUACUUUAUGGCAUGGGCCCAACUCUCUCCACAGCUCUCUGCAUUAUAAUUGAACACUUGUCGUUCGGUGAUCAAUGAUUCAGCACAAAAAGAUUAUUAUUCUUUUUAAACUUUUUUGGGGGAUAGUGCGCAGGAGGUGUGCAUUUAGUCAUUUUUAUCAAUGUCAUCAACUGGUCUCAUGUUAAAAGCAUUAUUUGGUGCUAAUAAGUUGAAUAAAGACUUUCAAAAAACAGAUAUCACAAAUAAAUUUGCCACAAAAGCUACAGGCCAGUAGUUUUUAAUGGUGUGCCUUCGAGGCCAUGCCAUUUUGUGGGCUUGAAGACAUGAUCCUAUCCUUGUGAGACCAUCCUGAGGUCACAAGUUCAUAUUAACGGGCUGGUCAAAUGAGAAUAACAUCAUCCAGACAUACCUACUGUGUACACCUGAUUUACUUAUUGUUGAUGAAUGAUUUCACGUGAUGCACGCUCUUUGCUACAUUUCAAUAAAUAUCCCUUAUAAGGUGUUCGGGUCUGUGGGACCCGUUUUCAGUUUUUAGCUUUAUAAAAGUGAUACAAAUAAUUAUUUUUUUGAACUAAGAUUCAUUGGCUUUGGCUCAUUUUCUGUGAGGAACAUGAAUCAGAAAACAUUUUCAAUGACCCCCCCCU
This is a messenger RNA of Gadus chalcogrammus (walleye pollock), 2164 nucleotides long. RefSeq lists its product as uncharacterized. The record is from RefSeq and is a predicted model, not a curated record. The coding region runs from base 289 to 1257 and encodes 322 amino acids. The transcript has 7 exons. Gene Ontology annotation, cellular component: external side of plasma membrane. Lineage: Eukaryota; Metazoa; Chordata; Actinopteri; Gadiformes; Gadidae. Gene Ontology annotation, biological process: cell surface receptor signaling pathway; T cell costimulation; positive regulation of T cell proliferation.